Molecule: messenger RNA, 1951 nt
Organism: Spizellomyces punctatus DAOM BR117
Lineage: Eukaryota; Fungi; Chytridiomycota; Chytridiomycetes; Spizellomycetales; Spizellomycetaceae
Exons: 1
Coding region: 1-1887 (628 amino acids)
Source: RefSeq, a predicted model, not a curated record
AUGCCACCAAAAAAGAAGCAAAAGCUUGAAAACCCUACUUGCUUACAUACCUGCAACAAGACUUCCUUUGCAAAAGCUUUCCUGCCAAACGACAUCUACCGCCAACGGCUUUUAGAUUACAUCGCCAUCAUCCAUCAACUUGCUGACCAUGCUUCCCACGCUCUCAAAUUCUACAUCCUAUCUGCACCAUCCUUUCCCACGUUAGAUCAAGAUACAAUCGAAGCGAUUCUCUAUCUUCUCAACAAAGGAGAGGCUUGGCAACCAAAAGCUGAUGCAAAGAAGGCGCUACGUGGAUGCUUGGUGCCAUAUAUUCGUCGGUACUGCCACAUCGUCAGCUUCGUUCAUCCAAAUCUACAAAAAGAGCAGCAGUCAAUCAAUUACCUGACAGCGAGUAUGAUGACGAACCUGAAAGUCAACGUUCAAGAGCAUUUCAUGCAGAUGCUCCUUCGGUAUAUCAAUCUGCGGCUCGAUGUGAAGGGACAGAAGCAGCGACUGCCACUGAAAAGCGAUGCACGGAAAGCUUUCUUUACUCGACUACGCUACUUAAAGUCAGUUUUUCUUUUUGAUAUCGUGCCCGAGUCGCUGGAUGACUUGACCGCUGAAGAGAGUGAGCUUCUAGAAGAGAUGUGGUCCUUCAUUCCCCUUUCCGACCAGCCGCUCGCAUAUUCGGUUGCUGUUGACCCUCUCGCUUUCUUUCCUGCUUACUGCAAACUCUCUGUGCUGUAUGAACGACAUGGCUUCCGUCGGUUCAGCGCAAUACCUCUUCGUCGGUCUCUGAUUCAGUCCCAUAUUCGCAUCGACACGGUCAUCCUGUACCAGCAUAUCCUUUGCAUCACGCGACGGGAAGCGGAAACUGUUGAAAAGGUCGACUUAUGGUUGCGCAUCUGUAAUCUGCGGAACAAGGCUUUUAGAUCUCGUCGUGGAAUGUGUUUUGAAGGCUCGAUCACGACAGACGGUACCUCGGUGUCAGUUUACUUGAAACAUCCUGAAGCUGACAAGUAUGGAAAGCGCAGCGGCGGAGGGAAAAAGUCAGCAAACACAAUGGAGGCAGAGGUUAAAGCGCAAUAUGUGGAGAAAAACUUACCUGCUUGUCGAGUAGCAGAGAAUGUUGUUGUUAUCGACCCAAACAAGCGCGACAUUCUCUACUGCCAAGACAGCAUUGGUACAACAUUUCGCUACACCGCCAACCAGCGAGCCAUGGAGACAGGUAGCCGUCGACAGCAAAAGGAACGACAGCAGAUGAAGAAGGGGGAAAUUGACCUCAUAGAAUCACGUAUCCCUAGCCACAAAACAAUGAACCUCAUGGAUUUUACUCGCUACCUUCUCGUUCGCCGCGCGGAUUCGGAUCGUCGCAAGGAAUUCUACUCACAUCCUGCCCACACGCGGUGGAAGUGGCACUCCUUCAUCAAUCGGCAGCGAAGCGAAUCAGACCUCAUAAGCGCCAUGCGCAACAAAUACGGUGAAAACUUUACCGUUGUGAUGGGUGAUUGGAGCGACGCCGGUCGAACUGCCAGAUUUCAGACCUCAUCAAAGACAAAAGGUUGGCGCACCCUCUUUAAGCGGAACAGGAUCAACUGCUUCCUUCUCGACGAGUACAAGACCUCAUCUGUCUGCCCUCACUGUUCAUCCGAUGACUUCCUUGAAAAAGGCUUCAAAACACGACCUCAUUCAAGACCUUGGCGACGACGAGAAGGCAAUGUUGAAAAAGUCCAUGGAUUGCUGGGUUGUACCAACCCUAACUGUUUGCAGCAAGACUGGACAUCGGGAAUGCGCUACUGGAACAGGGACACACUGAGCACCUGCAAUAUGCUGAUGAUCGUGCAAUCAAUUAUGGAUGGACACGGUAGACCAGAGGUGUUCAGCAGGAGUGUUCCAGCCGUAGCGUAGAUUGGUUAGAUUAGCUUUUCCGAACCGGUUAUCGCCGGUUCAAUCCCUGGUGCGGGUGCUAGUG